Messenger RNA from Hippopotamus amphibius kiboko, 1133 nucleotides. Its product is annotated as HLA class II histocompatibility antigen, DM alpha chain. Gene Ontology annotation, biological process: immunoglobulin production involved in immunoglobulin-mediated immune response; peptide antigen assembly with MHC class II protein complex; antigen processing and presentation of exogenous peptide antigen via MHC class II. The record is from RefSeq and is a predicted model, not a curated record. The coding region runs from base 76 to 861 and encodes 261 amino acids. The transcript has 5 exons. Gene Ontology annotation, cellular component: MHC class II protein complex; membrane. NCBI's taxonomy places the organism in Eukaryota, Metazoa, Chordata, Mammalia, Artiodactyla, Hippopotamidae. Gene Ontology annotation, molecular function: MHC class II protein complex binding.
ACAUGAUCUGGGAAGGAAUCUGGGGACCUGAGUCAGCUGGCUGGUAGCUCCUAGCCUGCUGGGAGGUGUGAAGAUAUGGCUCAUGAGCUGAGCCAGGGAACUGCGCCGCUAUGCCUGCUACCCCUUCUGUGGCUGCUGCCCCAGUGCUGGACCGCCCCUGAAGCUCCUACUCCUUGGUGGAGGGAUGAGCUGCAAAACCACACAUUCCUGCACACCAUGUACUGUCAGAACGGGACUCCCCACGUGGGGCUCUCCGAGACCUACGACGAGGACCAGCUUUUCUCCUUCGACUUUUCCCAGGAUAUCCGAGUGCCUCGCCUGCCUGAAUUUGCCGGCUGGGCUCACAAUCCUGGAGAUACUUCCAACAUUUUCUUUGACAAAACAUUCUGCCGGACGAUGAUCGAGGAAAUUGGCCCAAAAUUUGAAGGGCAAAUCCCAGUGUCUAGAGGGUUCCCCAUCGUUGAGGUGUUCACCCUAAAGCCCCUGGAGUUUGGCAAGCCCAACACACUGGUCUGUUUCAUCAGUAAUCUCUUCCCACCCACACUGGCCGUGAGCUGGCAGCAUCAUUCAGCCCCAGUGGAAGGAGCCCGGCCCACUUUUGUCUCAGCUCUUGAUGGACUCACCUUCCAGGCAUUUUCUUACUUAAACUUCACGCCAGCACCCUCUGAUCUUUUCUCCUGCAUCGUGACUCAUGAGAUCGACAACCACACAGCAAUCGCCUAUUGGGUGCCCCAGAAUGCGCUGCCCUCUGAUCUUCUGGAGAACGUGCUGUGUGGUAUAGCCUUUGGCCUGGGUGUGCUGGGCAUCAUUGUUGGCUUGGUCCUCAUCAUCUACUUCCGAAAGCUUUGCUCAGCUGACUGAUUGUUCCUGAUCAGAGUCUGAGGCCAACAGCUGCAGCCAUCCAAGCAGGAGGUGUUCAGAUUUCUCCCAUCCUACCCAGGAUCUCUCCUUCUCAGAGCAGGAAGCCCUGGGACUUCCCCCGUGUGUGUGUGUGUGUGUGUGUGUGUGUGUGUGUGUGUAUGUACAGAUUUCUCAGCUGGGGGCUCUGCUGUCCCUGGGCUUUUGCAUCCAGGGGAACCCAGAGCUGCCUUCCUAUCAUGACCACAUCCCUGCCAUGUCAAGGCAAUAAAUCU